CCUCAAACCCCCUCCCACUACGUGCAGCUCUAGCUCCUCUUUCAAUCUGUUUUCAACCAUCCCCAGAUUGCUCGGCCGUGACAAUUUCUACAUAGCAUCGUAUUUACUCUAAAGAAUGGGCGCCCAUGCUCGCUACGGCACGAAAGCAACUCUCAUCAGCUAGGAUGCAAGCCACUGGGCCGUCGAGGAAGGACAAAAAGCGAGUUCGGAAAUUUACUUCCGAUGAUCGGGCGGCUCAUCGGAUAUUCGAGAAGAACCGCCGGGAGGCCUUCAAAGAAAAGUUGAAUGAGCUCGCCGGCCAAAUCCCAGGCCUCGCCGAGUGUGACCCACAGCGCCUCUCAAAGCACGUUGUGGUCGAGGAGAGCAUCACUCGCUGCCAGACCCUGCACCGGAGAUGUCUCGAUGCGCUUGGAGACAUUCGAGCGUUGAUCCAGGAGCGCGAUGAGCUCCUGCUCGAGGUCAACUCUCGUCGUCAGUUGGAGCGUAGGCCUCUCAGAUCGCCACAGGCUGUUGCGCUUCAUCUCGACGGCCUUGUGGAGUUGGAGAAGGAGGCGAAAUUGCUAGCGAAACCAGCCACAUCCCAGCAGCCCGAGAGCCGUCAGGCUGUGAGUUGCAGUCCGGACGAGGAAGGCACUGAUAGGCAAGACCACAGUCAUGACGAUGAGGCUAUCGUCACUGAGGACACCACCCAAGAUUUGGCGACGGGCUCGAUCAUCUCAGUACCCAUACCAUCCAUCGCCUCACCGUUGCUAGUCCCCGAACCAAGUGGCGAAUCCAUGACGGUCGGUCUGAGCUGGAAUCUGGUGAACAAUAAUCACAUUCCAGAGCCCUACUUGAAUCCGUCACCCUCGGGAAGCCUACGCCCAACACAAGAUGCGUCGGGCAUCGGUGCAUACGCGCACCCAGGGACUUUCUCAAUCUCUUUCCCCGAAUCUCUCGACUUUUUAAAUGCGGAAAAUUCGUUGCCUUGUCAAGACUUUACGUUCUACGAUGCGGAGGCGAUGGCUUUUCACCUCGAGCCUGGUAUGUCCGAUGCUCAGGCAACGGCACCACCGGGCUAUCUUCCGGAUAGCGAAACACUACAGUUGGGGGCAGGAAUCAGGUGAAUGGGAGCGUAACCUUGACUCUGGAAUAUUACUGGAGGUUGAUAGCAAUCUAUUAUUCCUCAUGUGAUCUGGCUAUAUGACUAUUCAUAAAUCAAUUCAUGGCGUUCCUGUCGAAGAGCGCUUAGAUGAUCUUCAAAA
Ilyonectria robusta is the source of this 1244-nucleotide messenger RNA. RefSeq lists its product as uncharacterized. NCBI's taxonomy places the organism in Eukaryota, Fungi, Ascomycota, Sordariomycetes, Hypocreales, Nectriaceae. Bases 126 to 1106 code for a protein of 326 amino acids. The transcript has 2 exons. The record is from RefSeq and is a predicted model, not a curated record. Gene Ontology annotation, molecular function: protein dimerization activity.